AUGAGUAAGCAAUUAAUCGAAUUUCAAGACCAUUUGAUGAAUUCCAAGCGAAUAGUGGCAUUGGUGGGAGCUGGAUUGUCUGUAUCUUCCGGUUUGCCUACAUUCAGAGGAUCUCAAGGGCUUUGGAAAAAUUUCAAUAUGAUUGAUUUAGCAACACCAGAUGCAUUUUAUAUAGAUCCAGGAUUGGUAUGGCAGUUUUACUCUUGGAGGAGAAUCAAUGCAUUGAAAGCCAAGCCAAAUAAAGGACAUUUAGCAUUAGCAAAAUUAUCAAAAUUGAAUAAUAUAGAAUUUAUGACAAUAACCCAGAAUGUGGAUGGACUACUGAUACGAGCUGGACACCCUAAGGAAAAAUUGCAUGAGAUACACGGAUCAUUAUUUGAUUUGCGAUGUACUAGCUUCAUGUGUAAUUACGUUGAUCAUGACAAUUUCAAGAACCCAUUAACUAAAGCAUUGGCUGAUACAGAAUUUGAAUACGAUAAAAGUGGCAGAAAGAGAAAAAUAAUUGACGAAGAAGAGGUAAGUAAGUUAUCGCCGCAGUUUGCACCAGUUAAACAAAUACCAGAAGAAGAAUUACCUCAAUGCCCUGUAUGUGAAGAUGGGUCAUUAUUACGACCUGGGGUUGUGUGGUUUGGAGAGUCUUUGCCACUUCAAACAUUUGAUAAGAUAGAUAAUUUUAUAGAGCUGGAUAAGAUAGAUUUAAUUUUGGUAAUAGGGACAAGUGGUACGGUAUAUCCAGCCAAUAGUUAUGUUGAUAGAAUUAAAUUAAAAGGAGGGAAAGUUGCAAUAUUCAACACUGAUAUCGAAUCAGAGAUUUUAAAUGCCGAAGAGAAGGAUACUUGGGGAUUCCAAGGAGAUGCUGCAGAACUAUUGCCAAUAGCAUUAAAACCACUAAUUGGUGAUUUAUAA
This is a messenger RNA of Debaryomyces tyrocola, 906 nucleotides long. The record is from the annotation of a GenBank genome assembly. Lineage: Eukaryota; Fungi; Ascomycota; Pichiomycetes; Serinales; Debaryomycetaceae.